Molecule: messenger RNA, 818 nt
Organism: Mus musculus (house mouse)
Lineage: Eukaryota; Metazoa; Chordata; Mammalia; Rodentia; Muridae
Gene: Eif1ad5
Product: eukaryotic translation initiation factor 1A domain containing 5
Exons: 3
Coding region: 377-811 (144 amino acids)
Source: RefSeq, a predicted model, not a curated record
UAUCCCAGAAAGAAAGAAUCAUCGUUCUAACGGCUCUUAGUCUUCCUUCAAAGAAGAUGGUACUCACCAGGUCAAUGCAUUAACUGCAAAGGUAAAGGAGUCCUUGCUUCAUUUUGUCACUACUGGGGAGACUACAACUUCCUGAGCACCAGGCCCGAAGCUGAAGUACUAUUUUGUAACUAUCAGAAGCCAGUACUCUGGGACAUUUUGUGGCUUGUGGAUCUUCUAUACUUAGUUGCUUUCAGAUCUACCACUGUUAGAUACUUCCUGGCACCCAUCCUAAGACUGUAGUAGCUCUUGGAACUGAGUCACAGCCACUCUCAGCCACUGUCUGCCAGGAGUCCCUCACUUGACUCCUGUGGUUACCUUUUCCAUCAUGCCAAAGAAUAAAGGCAAAGGAGGCAAAAAUAGGCGCAGAGGUAAAAAUGAAAAUGAAUCUGAGAAAAGAGAGUUGGUGUUUAAAGAAUAUGGGCAAGAAUAUGCUCAGGUGACCAAAAUGCUGGGAUGUGGAUGGUUGGAAGCAAUGUGUUUUGAUGGUGUAAGGAGGCUGUGCCACAUAAGAGGAAAGUUGAGAAAAAAGGUUUGGAUAAAUACCUCAGACAUUAUAUUGAUUGGUCUACGAGACUAUCAAGAUAACAGGGCUGAUAUAAUCUUAAAGUACAAUCCAGAUGAAGCAAGAAGUCUGAAGGCCUAUGGAGAACUUCCAGAACAUGCCAAAAUCAAUGAAAUGGACACAUUUGGUGCUGGGGAUGAUGAAGAAAUCGUGUUUGAUGAUAUUGGAGAGGAUGAUGAAGACAUUGAUGACAUCUAACAUAAAC